Solanum stenotomum is the source of this 1521-nucleotide messenger RNA. Its product is annotated as serine/threonine-protein kinase AGC1-7-like. Gene Ontology annotation, molecular function: protein serine/threonine kinase activity; ATP binding. Gene Ontology annotation, cellular component: plasma membrane; nucleus; cytoplasm. The record is from RefSeq and is a predicted model, not a curated record. Lineage: Eukaryota; Viridiplantae; Streptophyta; Magnoliopsida; Solanales; Solanaceae. Bases 4 to 1356 code for a protein of 450 amino acids. The transcript has 2 exons. Gene Ontology annotation, biological process: protein phosphorylation.
ACGAUGUCGUUAGAAGAAACAUUUCAUCCGAGUAAAGUUAGUGAAAGCACAGAGAGUAGCUCGAGUAGUACUACACCCCUGAAGCCACACACUGGUGGUGAUGUUCGAUGGGAUGCGAUUAAUUCUGCUACUGGUAGAGGUGGACCUCCUCUUAAUCUAAGCAAUUUUCGGUUAUUGAAACGUCUUGGAUAUGGGGAUAUUGGAAGUGUGUACCUUGUGGAACUCAGGGGAACAAAUGCCUUCUUUGCAAUGAAAGUGAUGGAUAAAGGAUCUCUUGCAAGUCGAAAUAAAUUACUCAGAGCACAAACAGAACGCGAGAUUCUUAGUCUACUUGACCACCCAUUCUUGCCAACCUUAUAUUCUCAUUUCGAGACUGACAAGUUCUAUUGCUUAGUCAUGGAGUUCUGCAGUGGAGGCAACCUCCAUACGCUCCGUCAAAAACAGCCCAAUAAGCAUUUCACUGAGGAGGCGUCUAGAUUUUACGCAUCAGAGGUGUUGUUGGCACUUGAGUAUCUGCAUAUGCUAGGAAUUGUUUACAGGGAUCUUAAGCCAGAAAAUGUACUAGUGAGAGAUGAGGGUCAUAUAAUGCUGUCUGAUUUCGACUUAUCUCUCCGUUGUUCUGUCAAUCCAACGCUUGUUAAGUCUUCAUCUGUACAUGGAGGAGGAGGAAAUCCUAGCAGUGGAUCCGGCAUUUUAGACAAUGACAAUGCAGUCCAAGGUUGUAUUCAGCCCUCGACUUUUUUCCCUCGUAACAUUCUCCCUACCAAAAAGAAUCGCAAGUCUAAAUCAGAUUUCGGGCUUUUUGUGGGAGGAUCACUCCCUGAGCUUAUGGCAGAGCCGACUAAUGUGCGCUCCAUGUCCUUUGUUGGCACUCAUGAAUACUUAGCCCCUGAGAUAAUUCGCGGAGAGGGACAUGGUAGUGCAGUUGAUUGGUGGACUUUUGGCAUAUUCUUGUAUGAACUUCUGCAUGGGACAACACCUUUUAAAGGUGCUGGAAAUCGCGCCACGCUCUUCAAUGUUGUAGGACAGCCUUUGAGAUUCCCAGAAACUCCGCAAGUAAGUGCUAUUGCACGUGAUCUUAUACGAGGCCUCCUCGUGAAGGAACCACACAAGAGAAUUGCAUAUAAGAGAGGUGCUACUGAGAUAAAACAGCACCCCUUCUUCGAGGGCGUUAAUUGGGCUUUGGUGAGAAGUGCUGUUCCCCCCUCUAUACCUGAACCUGUCGACUUUGCUCAGUACGCUAGUAAAGAAGCAUCAGCUCCUUGUUCAGAUAAGAAGAUGCCAGAUACUGAAAGUCAUGAUAAAAGCAAAAACACUUCAAAUGAUUCUUCGUAUAUCGACUUUGAGUACUUCUAGGAGCGGAUUUAAGUUAGUACAAAACUUUGAAGUAUAAAUCGAAUGGCUUCUAACCAACUUUGUAUCAUCUUGAAGUAUGUUCAUGCAGUGUGUUUAUUGUGUAGAACUGCAUAACAGUGUAACUUCCAAGUGCUCCUAGAAGAAAGCAACUUGAAGCACUUUCGG